CUCGGCAAUUGCGCAGUGUGGACAAGAACGAUCGAGUGCCACGCGCGGACUCUUUGGGGGAGGAAGACGAACGCGAGCGAGGUGAGGUUCUGGAGCCGAUUGCCAAUUGCGCUGGUUCCGUUCGGAUUUCGGUUGGAGCAAAAAGUGAAAGCCCGAGCGGACGGUUGAAUCGAGGUCGCUCGCUCGUUCGCUCGCGCAUCCGUCGUUCAUUGGGGUGCGUCUCGAGAGUCGAUUUCUUUGCCGAGGCGGGGCGACUCCGGGCCGGGCGUCCUAGUUGUUGCUUGGGUUUGGGCGCAAUCCGACAGAGAUCUUGGGCGUAGAUUCUGAUAGCCCGAGGGAGGAGGAAAGAAGAAAGAGGAAGGAAGGAGGGAAGAUUUGACGGGAGUUUGUGGAAGGAUGGGGGACUACGGUGGAGCCUGGAGAGGAGCAGACACGAGGCGUGUGCCCUCGCCGGCUGCGAAGCGCACCCGUCGGGACUAUGGUGAUUACGUUGCGUCUUGAACGUUGAGGGGCCCGUCGUGAGCCGGGAGUUUGGGGAUCGUACCGGUAAAUGUGCGUUUGGAGGUCCGGACUGCCUGGAGGAGUCGUCACAUUUCUUCCAACAUCGGUUUUGUUACCCCGACGGUGACUGUAUCGCUGUUUAGAAGCGCCUGUUCCACCUGGGAUUCUCCGGAUCUGCUGAAAAUCUUGGUCAUGAAUGUAGAUGAUGUACCUCCUGCGCGAGGAGCCUAUGGGUCUGCAAGAGGUGGUGCUGGAGUCGUUCCAGCAGUUGGACAUGACGUCGGUGGGUAUACCCCCAGAGGCGAGCGAUACGAUGAUGGUCGAGGCGCUCCGCGCGGCGGGUGGCGCGAGCCCGACGCUCUCGGAGGAACUACAGAUCUUAUGGGAUAUGGAGGAGGUGCAAUUGGUAAUGAUCUAGCUAUUACAGGUGGUCCAGGAAUGGGAUUGAGUGGUGUUCCUGGUGCUGGUUCUUUACAAAAUUUGGGUUUAGGCGGUCUCGGAGAAGAUCCUGCUCUUCUGGGUCCUGGAGGGCGUAUGGUUGGAAUAGAUGUAGGAUUGGGGGGGAGGCAAGGUAAUCUUGGUCUGAAUGGAGUAACCCAAGAACCCGAGGUUCUUCACGGGGGCCUCGAUAUGCUACCCCCUGAUGCAUCUUCAACCCUCUUCGUCGACGGUCUACCUCUCGACUGCUCAAGACGAGAAGCAGCACACAUAUUCCGUCCCUUCAUCGGUUUUAAGGAAGUUAGGUUGGUACACAAAGACGCGAAGAGAGUCGUCCUUUGCUUUGUGGAGUUUGCCGAUGCGCGAUGUGCAGCAACUGCGCUAGAAGCUUUGCAAGGGUACAAGUUUGACGAGACAGAUCCCGAUUCGUACGCCCUUCGCCUUUCGUUCGCUCGCCAUCCUGGGCCCCGAGGACCUCCUCCCCGAGAUGAGGCUUAUCGCGGUGGGGGUGGACGUGGAACUCGGGACAGUUAUGACGCUGGUGAUCGUCGUCGGGGUGCUCGUCGAUAAGGUGUUACGUCAAGUUUCUCGAGCCCUCUCAAAAUUUCGUCAAGAUCACAGACGGGCAGGAACAUCGUGCGCAAGUAAUUUUUUUACGUGGACCAUUCUGCAGCAGCUCUCGUCGGUGUGAAUCGAUACGAUGAUCAAUACGAUGCGAUUGCGCUUACGGGUGUGUCAGCCUGUUCGAGCGAAUUUUAGCGCUACGUGCCACUCGCUAGUUGCGGAUGCACCUGCUGGCUGGGUUUCACUCAGAGCUCGAGUAAGUGUACGCACAGCUUAGUGUUGCGGGGUUCACGAGGAUCCCUUCCUGGUUCAGUAUUAGUACGAGACCCUCAUCUGAUCUGUAGCGUCUCUAGUGUCUUCUCGGGAGCCCUCUCGGUUCAGCGCUGUUCAUUUCAAGUAUUUCUGUGCUACGUUCAAGAAUCGAGAUAUAGGGAUUGUUUAGAUAGGCGAAGAUUGGGACUUAUUUGUGCCUAAAGCCUUGUCAGCAUUAGAGAAAACCUUGUGAAUCAGUGUAAGAAACUUACGAAGCUGUGCGUUUCCUCCCUUCAUCUGUUUAUUAUCAGGACUGUGUGGUUCUCGAUCGUCAUGCUUCAGGGUCAUAGUGGAAUUAACCUUCAGAGGAAUGUAGUGUGGUGAAAGGGUACUUUCACUGCGAAGCAAUUUAAUCCUUUCAAGCUUUGCCAACCACCCUUGUCAUAGAGAUACCUUUGUCCGGAGUCGUUAACAAGAUAGCCUUUUCUCAAAAGAGGAAAGAGCGGUCGAGAUAUGUUGGUUCGUGCUGUACUUCCUCUAAUGCCAUGUGCUUUUCGUGUUUGAAGGAAGGUCCUUCUCAUAUCCAGACUGCCGCUAGCCUUCACGAUUUUGUCGCACCUGCCUGGUUGUCAUGAUGGCCUCACCGAUUGGGGUGGUGGUAGUUAAUUUCUAUCUCGUUUCCUUUUCCACGAAGUGAAGGCUCUUUUAGCAGGGAACACCAUGCAUCAUUCCCUAUAUCUUACUUGGAUAUCUUACGAUGAGAUCUUUACUUCCCAACCCACUUUUAUAGCCAAGGGGCCUGAUAUGGAACACUGAGCUGUUCCGUGUGCUCAGUUGAUUGGUAGAGCCGAGUGCAGAGUCAAAGAAAAGAAAUGUCACGAAGAACAAGUGGACAAAUCUUGAUAUGGCCCCUUGACGACAGUUACUUGAAGGGCAGUCAGACGCUAGUUGCUGAUCUCUGCUUUCCAUUCCUGAGGCCUCCCUCCCUUUUCCCAACCCCAGAGUUGAAGGAGUUCGGAAUUUCAAGUUGAAGUCAGUUGACUUCACGUGUGUGCUGUGAGCACCUAGUGCCUUGGAAUUUCCUUUUCGAUAUUUUGUCGUGAAACCCGAAUUCCUGCGGAGGCUUUGCUCUCGUGUUUUUCCUUGGUUCAGUGUAGGGGAAUGGAUUAGAGUUCUCAAGUGGAUGCAGUAUUGCAUCAUGAUCCAUCUCCGAACCAGGUGUCCACGCAUGUUCCUAGCCUGGAAACAUAUGCUGGACUGUGCUUCUUUAGCGGCAAACCGAACCCUAGUGAGGUGAGCAUACCUGGACUGCCCAGACUCGGAUGUGUUUUCUGUCGGCAAGCAGUGAGGGUUGCUAUCUUUGUGUCAGGCUUGUCUGCCUUUUUCUUUAUUUAGUCUAUCAGUCUUAUCGACAGCAUCCUCAUCACUGGGAGUGACUUUCAGUGUGUCAGGAGUGAGAUGUCUUUUAGCAGAUUACAGUUUGUGCUUGUUCCACUGCGACGAGUUCUCACCCUCGAUCUGUUGAUUUCUCGUCGACUCCGGUUGUUUGGGUUCGGAACACUUUCGAGCUGUGAGUGUACGUGUGUCUCACAUCAGCUUGCCGUAUGAAGUGUUGGCACGCGAAAGACAUAUCCACCGUCCCACGUGAUGAUGUGAGGUUUUACACAGUUUAUUUCUUCUUUCACCAUCGAACAGUAGCUUGGUCUUUGUUGCAAAAUCUUGGCCGCUUGUGACAUUCGUAGUCUGCGCAUGGCACGUGAAUUUUGUUGAAGGGUCCAGCGAAUUAGCUCGUUGAGAAAAGCUUUGAUGUCUUGGGUUUCAAUACUCGACGUUGAAAGGAAGUCACUGCGUUCUGUUACGGUAUCACUCUCUUAAGUAUCAAUUAUCCUAGACACUGCGAAAAGUACAGGGUCAUUGAUUGGGCUGUGACUGCAUACAGAUGACUCUUGGCGAAGUGUUGCGUAGGCACCAGCACGCCCUAGUUCACACUGAUCGUUUCUAACUUCAAAGCUCUUAGUUUUCGGUUAUUGCUAUAUGAUUGGAGAUUCGAAACUGGUACUGUAGUGAACACGUGGCUAAUGUAAUCGAUGAUGUAAAGAAGCACACGACGUUGCAGGGCCCAACACACCCGCCUCUCGAGUGGAGGGUGUGUUGUGUGGUCAGGUAAGUUCUUGAUGAGACUCCUUACCUUGAUGGGAGGAUUAGCGAUAUCCCUUGUCCAGGCUUUUUUAAUUGCAAAUACGCCAUGAAAUUGACCCGGAUGAAAGAGCUUAUAUGACCAUGUGGAUCACUUUUGGAAUUGUACACCAAUCGAGCGGCCUCAGCAGUUUUACAGAGGAUAUCUCUGGGUGAAAUCCAAUUUGGGGUCCAUGGCCAGUUGACAAGGCUCUUAACGUAGAGGUGAAUUUCAAGACGUCAAAGAAAUGAUGCAAUGCGAAUGCCAGAUUUUAGGAAAACUGGAAUCUAAUCGGAGUAAGAACUGAGAAAAUCCCAAGACGGAAUACCUGGAGGCAUGGAAAAGGUGGGAAGAUCCGCCUCCCAGUCUUCCAGAUCAUAUCCAAGGAAAAUAGUUGAGAUAAUAGAAGAUAAUUUGGCACGUAGCAUGUGCACAAAAUUUGAGAAAAGAUGAUUAUCGCGUCGACCAAAGAGAAGUUUAGUGUAUUUAUCUUUGUGCUCAUGGAGACGAGAAAAAGAAGGGGAUAUAAGGUAGGUAGUAAGAAAAGGGUAAUAUGUUCUUUUUACAUCUGUGUAAUGCAAUGAUCGAUUCUACUUCCUCAACUUUUUAUACAUCUUUUAAUCCACACUACACGCACACAUACAGCUUGAAGUCCAAGAACUGAAUACAGUCUGAACAUGGUGGUCUUUAAAAAGCAUGGUGGCCAUUCCCGCAAUCGUGUCUUGACGUCUUGAAGAAAGAUUGCUGGAUUUCUAAGCUUUGAAAGAUAUAUAUACAUACAUAUUUACACAUUAUAUGUCACCAUAAACAAAACCCUGGAACAUUUGUAUAACCGAGGAAAAUACUUAGGUUUCCUCGCAAACACAUCAACAAAAUACAUACCCAUGACGUAUCAAAGGUACUGUGUCACGAUAUUCUAAACCAUGUGCUUGCUUUGCGUCACGAUGUUCUAAAACAAGUUCUUGGUUCACAUACUGCUUACUAUAGUGUGGGAAAAUGAUUUCCCUAUCGGCCUACAGGGGAGAUUUCUUGGAACUUUCAACUUGGUUACAAGUUUUGCCAGAACCUACUUGCAUCCCCAUAGUGGUGUUUCAGAGCUUUCUAUUGGACGUUUCAAACUGUAAAGUUAAUUUGACAC
Molecule: messenger RNA, 5069 nt
Organism: Marchantia polymorpha subsp. ruderalis
Lineage: Eukaryota; Viridiplantae; Streptophyta; Marchantiopsida; Marchantiales; Marchantiaceae
Source: the annotation of a GenBank genome assembly